Molecule: messenger RNA, 5745 nt
Organism: Myotis brandtii (Brandt's bat)
Lineage: Eukaryota; Metazoa; Chordata; Mammalia; Chiroptera; Vespertilionidae
Gene: KSR1
Product: kinase suppressor of ras 1
Exons: 21
Coding region: 298-2730 (810 amino acids)
Biological process (GO): protein phosphorylation
Molecular function (GO): protein kinase activity; ATP binding
Source: RefSeq, a predicted model, not a curated record
UCUCUGGGCCCAGCCCCAAGAGCAGGUGCCCCAGGUAAUACUGCUCUACUCCCCGGCUGUCAGGAGAGACGGAGGGAAGAGGCUCCGAGGCAGCGCAGGUCCGAGAUAGGGCAGCCGGCCAAGCUGGUCCGGUAUAUUUGCAAGCAACGGCAGUGCAAGCUGAGCGUGGCUCCUGGUGAGAGGACCUCUGAGCUCAACAGCUACCCUCGCUUCAGUGACUGGCUGUACACCUUCAAUGUGAGGCCAGAGGUGGUGCAGGAGAUCCUCCGAGAGCUCACGCUGGAUGCCCUGCUGGACAUGAAUGAGGCCAAGGUGAAGGAGACGCUGCGGCGCUGUGGGGCCAGUGCGGAGGAGUGUGGCCGCCUGCAGUACGCCCUCACCUGCCUGCGGAAGGUGACAGGCCUGGGAAGGGAGCACAAAGAGGACUUGGGCUGGAGUUCGUUGGAUGCCCGGCGGGAAAGUGGCUCAGGGCCUUCCACGGACACCCUCUCACCUGCCAGCCUGCCCUGGCCCCCAGGGAGCGCCCAUCUGGGCAGGAUGGGCAGCAAUGCCCAGGGUCCCCGCUCCGUCUCCGUGUCAGCUCUGCCCACCUCGGACUUCCCCACCCCUGGCCCCAGCGAGGGCCUCACGGACACCUGUAUCCCCCUGCACGCCAGUGGCCGGCUGACCCCCCGUACCCUGCACAGCUUCAUCACCCCCCCAACCACGCCCCAGCUGCGACGGCACACCAAGCUGAAGCCGCCAAGGACGCCACCCCCUCCCAGCCGCAAGGUCUUCCAGCUGCUGCCCAGCUUCCCCACGCUCACCCGGAGCAAGUCCCAUGAGUCUCAGCUGGGGAACCGCAUUGACGAGGUCUCCCCAAGUACUUACUUGACGAGGUUUGGUAAGAGUGAUUCAUUUUCGUCCCCUCCCUCUGCCGCCGGGAGCGAUCUCCCCCACGGCUCCCCACAGAUGGUACGGAGGGACAUCGGGCUCUCGGUGACACACAGGUUCUCCACCAAGUCCUGGCUGUCGCAGAUCUGCCACGUGUGCCAGAAGAGCAUGAUGUUUGGAGUGAAGUGCAAGCAUUGCAGGUUGAAGUGUCAUAACAAGUGCACCAAGGAAGCCCCCGCCUGUCGGAUAUCCUUCCUUCCAAUAGCUCGGAUUCGGAGGACGGAAUCUGUCCCUUCGGACAUCAACAACCCGGUGGACAGAGCAGCCGAGCCCCAUUUCGGAACCCUCCCCAAGGCACUGACAAAGAAGGAGCACCCUCCAACCAUGAACCACCUGGACUCCAGCAGCAACCCGUCCUCCACCACGUCCUCCACGCCCUCCUCGCCGGCUCCCUUCCCAACAUCGUCCAACCCGUCCAGUGCCACCACGCCCCCCAACCCCUCGCCCGGCCAGCGGGACAGCAGGUUCAACUUCCCAGCUGCCUACUUCAUUCAUCAUAGACAGCAGUUUAUCUUUCCAGACAUUUCCGCAUUUCCACCGGCAGCCCCGUUCCCCGAUGCAGCGGACAGCACCCGGCUCGACGACCAGCCGAAGGCAGACGUGUUGGAGGAUCAUGAAGUAGAGGCCGAGGAGCCGGAGGCUGGCAAGUCAGAGGCAGAAGACGACGAGGACGAGGUGGACGACCUGCCGAGCUCCCGCCGCACCUGGCGGGGCCCCAUCUCCCGCAAGGCCAGCCAGACCAGCGUGUACCUGCAGGAGUGGGACAUCCCCUUCGAGCAGGUGGAGCUGGGCGAGCCCAUCGGGCAGGGCCGCUGGGGCCGCGUGCACCGUGGCCGCUGGCACGGCGAGGUGGCCAUCCGCCUGCUGGAGAUGGACGGCCACAACCAGGACCACCUGAAGCUGUUCAAGAAAGAGGUGAUGAACUACCGGCAGACGCGGCACGAGAACGUGGUGCUCUUCAUGGGGGCCUGCAUGAACCCGCCCCACCUGGCCAUCAUCACCAGCUUCUGCAAGGGGCGGACAUUACACUCGUUUGUGAGGGACCCCAAGACAUCGCUGGACAUCAACAAGACGCGGCAGAUCGCUCAGGAGAUCAUCAAGGGCAUGGGGUACCUGCAUGCCAAGGGCAUCGUGCACAAGGAUCUCAAAUCCAAGAAUGUCUUCUAUGACAACGGCAAAGUGGUCAUCACCGACUUUGGGCUGUUCGGGAUGUCGGGCGUGGUCCGAGAGGGACGGUGUGAGAACAAGCUGAAGCUGUCACACGACUGGCUGUGCUACUUGGCUCCUGAGAUCGUGCGCGAGAUGACCCCCGGGAAAGAAGAGGAUCAGCUGCCGUUCUCCAAAGCUGCUGAUGUCUAUGCAUUCGGGACCGUUUGGUAUGAGCUGCAAGCAAGAGACUGGCCCUUUAAGAACCAAGCCGCAGAGGCCUUGAUCUGGCAGAUCGGAAGUGGAGAGGGAAUGAAGCGAGUCCUGGCCUCCGCCAGCCUGGGGAAGGAAGUCACGGAGAUCCUGUCCGCCUGCUGGGCUUUCGACCUGCAGGAGAGGCCCAGCUUCACGCUGCUGAUGGAAAUGCUGGAGAAACUGCCCAAGCUGAACCGGCGGCUCUCCCACCCCGGGCACUUCUGGAAGUCUGCUGAUCGCUGGCGGAGCCGAUACUACGGGAAAGGACGAUACGGCCACCCUGACUUUAAGAACCCCUGCCCCGCUCUGGAGGAAUACAUUAACAGCAGCAAAGUUGUACCCCGGUUUGAGAGGUUUGGCUUGGGCGCCCUGGAGGCCAGUAAUCCAAAGAUGUAGCCAGCUGUGCAGUUUCCCCGCCGAUUUCCUCCUUUUUCAAAGUGUUUCUAAAACAUCCACACAACCUCCACCACAAAAAGCAGCACUCGCCACCGAAACGUCCGCCCGCCGCUCCCCCAAGCCAGGAGCCUGCGUUCUGGGCUCAGCCUGCGUUCUGGGCUCAGACCUAUUUGUGUGCAGAAAACACUCGGGUCUCGGAGACGGAGCUGCACCUGCUGUUCCUUAAAGUGACAUCACCAACAACCAAACCUGUCCCGACGGGCAGCCAAUGUUUACAUGUACGUUUCUGCGGAGUGAGCGCGAUGUUUUACAAUAGGUAAUAAUAAAAGCAGGCUGUGCGGGGUGCGCCGGCCCCGCCGGCCGGGACAGCGGACGUGGUGCCCCUGUGGAGAGCCCUGUGGACAGGGAGCCUGCGCUGGGCCGCAGGAAGGAAAGCCUCCUGGUUGUGGACGUUUUGGGGGCAGGACGGGGGACCACAGAUCUGACCUCGCCUCUGCUUUGGCCCUAAAUCCUGUGGGGCGGGCGGGGAGGGAGCUCCCUCGGCCAGGGUCUCCCCUCGUCCCUUCCUCCUCUUGCAGAGGAAACCCUGGCUGGGAACCGAGCUGGAAUACGAGGGUCCCCAGAUCCCAGAGAGCUGGGUUCACCUCUGACCCCUGCAGUUCAGCCCACCCCAGCUGGAAACGCAGAGACGGAUCAAACCCGAAUAACAUCUGUGCUGAUCCAGUGGUUCCCGCCAGGGUUCCACCUUCUGCAGCGAAGUUUCCUUCCUGCCCCCAGGGAGGCAGCCAGGGCCUCGGCUUUUUAGCCAGAGCUGAAUCCCUGACUGACAUUUGACCCCAGAGCGAAGGCUGUGUGUGCCGUGAAGGCUCCGUGAGGACAAGGAAGGUGCGGGGGAAGGAGAAGCAGCAGUGGGUCCCCGAGCCCCCUCCCAGCCUCAGUGUUACCUGGCUGGCUCCUUAGACACCCAUCCUCAGUCACCCCAAGGCCUGGAGCCGCCCAUCUCUUCCCCGGCCCCAGUCCUGUUGAAGCCCCUCAGCCCACUCCUGGCUCCCCCACUGUCCAUGUGCAGAGCUAAGAUGGGAGGCGUGUGCCCCCCCUUUCAUGAGAGCCCCCCAGUCUCCAGAGCCUUCCCCAGCACCGAGUCAGGCCUCCCUGUCAGGCCUCCGUUUGAACCAGAAGGACAGCCUGUGAUGAGAGAGCAUCCUGCCUGUCUUCAUUAGAAGCUGCCGCCUCAAGAGACAAGUUCCAGGUGGCAAAGAAGCCCGUCAGUGGACGUUCUGUCCUACUAGGCUCCCAACCAGAAAUGACCAAGGGGGGUGAGAGUGGCCAUGUGGUUGGGUUCAGGCCCAGAACCUGUGUCCAUGCUCUGAGCCAAGAUGGGAGGCAGGUGGUCCUCCCACCCCUUUCAUUUAUGCCCCUAGCAAAGCUCCCAGUCGUCAGAGCCACCCUCCCCCUUCCUGGUCUGACCAAAAUGCCGUAUGAAACGGGCCUCUGCCCAGACGCUGUGGGCUGUGGGCCCCUCUCCAGGCCAGGCCAGCACCCUGGCUGAGCGGUACUUGGAGAGCACAGUCGCCGGGCAAUGCAAGGUACCCGGUUCCCGCUGCCCGUCCACCCUUCAGAUGGGAGCCCCUCUCCCCUUCCCAGUUCGGGUGUGGGAGGAAGAUGGGAGCUGGAAACCAGUGGCUUUGGCUUGUGUGGGUCUGUCCUCUGUGGGGCUGUCUGUGUCUCCCCAUCAUGCCUUUGGCUUCCCCCAUCAGCCCUCUACAAGGUCACCCCCACCGUCAUCACAGUGUGUGUGACUGCUGCCUCUCGGCUUCCCCCUCUGAGCCCGAGGCCGUGCUGGUGAGCCCUGGGGUUGGACAGCAGCGGAGCACACGGGGCUCAGUGCCUCCUUAGCCCACGAAAGUUAGUCUGUGUUUUGUUUUUUCUUGUGAGUGACACUCGUGGGUCAGCUCAAGAAGCUUUCAUUGAGCAGCUACUGUGCUCUGUGCAAGUGCUGGGGGCCUGGUGAUAGGACAGUCACUGUCUCCACCCUGAGAACUGACAGUCUGCCAGGAACCCCGAGAGUGUAGCUGAGCGCCUGGGGGGCACCUCUUCAAGGCCCCGGGCAGCCUCCCCACGCGUAGCCCGAGCCUCUGCGCUCCCCGUCAUUUAGGAUAAACACCUCGGAAAGCCCCCCCCACUGGCCCCCUUCCCUGUGUUUCCAUGACUGUGAAUGGGGUUAGGAAGACGUGCGUGCCCUCCGUGCGCUCUCCCUUCCUGCCCUGGAAACAUGAAGGACGGCAGAUACUGUGAAUUCAGCCUCAUGGCCAACUGUGAAGGGGAAGGAGAUGCUGGGAGGCCUCCUUGGAGAGAGCUCUGGGGGCUGCAGAGGUCCGCACUGGGGUCAGAGUGGAGCCCAAGCGCUGGCCCUUCAGGGCCCCCCCAGUUCCAGCCUCACCUCCAAAGUCCAGAGGUGUGUGUCCCCACUGCCUUUAGCCACCAGAGCCGCAGCCAUUGGGUCUCCAUCCAACUUGAGGUCCUGAACCCCAGCGAGUCCCUGUUCGUCGUGAGCGGUGUGUAGCAAAGUGACCUCUCCAUGUCACCAAAUUAAAGACAGGCACAGGGCCCUGGACUCUGCCCCCGCCCAGCAUUUCUUGUGACCUCGGGGGGAGUGGCGCCCUGUAAGCCUGUGUUCGGUGUCGAUUUGGGGGCAGGUGGAGACAUAACUGUGAAGCCGAACCGGGAGCUUGUGGGCUUCGGCGACGUCAGCCAGGAUCUCAUCAGCGUGCGCACCCCGUGUCUCCUGUGGCCGCGAGGCACACACUUGCUCUUUUGAAUGUGAUGUAAAAUUUGUACAGGAAAAGUUUUUAUAUUUUCUACCAACUGCAUUUGUCUUCCAGAAAUGCUAUUAAUUUAAAUUAAAACGAUGAGUAUUAACGAACGUGCUGUAUCACUUUUUGCCACUGGCAAGAACACACCCUCUGCCAGGCCAAGCCUGGGCAUCUGGAGUUUGAAUAAAACUGUACCAAGGUG